Messenger RNA from Myxocyprinus asiaticus (Chinese sucker), 1689 nucleotides. RefSeq names its product collagen triple helix repeat-containing protein 1-like. The record is from RefSeq and is a predicted model, not a curated record. Lineage: Eukaryota; Metazoa; Chordata; Actinopteri; Cypriniformes; Catostomidae. The transcript is spliced from 3 exons. The coding region runs from base 1 to 315 and encodes 104 amino acids.
AUGUCAUCUGGAGCGAACAUUCACUGUGAACCGAUCCAGCUGUACAGCAAUGAUGGGAUAACUUUACCUUUCUGUUUCACGCAAAAAGCUAAAGAGAGGAACUUCCGACAAAGAGACGGAGAGUUUACUGACAAGGAGUGCACAUUCACUAAGCAGCGUUCAGACAGUGCUUUGCAUAUGAUGUUCAGUGGUUCUCUCAGGUUGAAGUGUAAGACGGCCUGCUGUCAGCGCUGGUACUUCACCUUUAAUGGAGCCAAAUGCACUGGACCGUUACCUGUAGAGUCUAUCAUUUACCUGAACUCAACUCCAGCAUAAACAUAUACAGGACCUCCACAGGUAACGUUUAUAAAGCAUCUAUAACUCACGUUACAGAGCAUUUAAUAAGAUCAAGAAGACAAAAAUAAUGACAAUUCCAAUUAAGUCAAUAUAGGUGAACAAAUUCAGCCAGUGAGCCCUUUAACUAUGUUGUUUUUCAAGUUCUCCAAGUGCCGAAGUGGAUUUUGGCCAAUGAGAAGACACCAGAAAAUGAAACAAGCUUGUUUUCUGUUGGAAAAUUAGAAAGGUACACAAGCCUGUAAUUUUGUGAUUUGAGCAGAGUGAAUAGGAGAAAUUUUGUUGAGGUUUUUUUGUUGUUCAGACAUUUUGAACAUAUUUUCUGGAGGGACGAAUAAAAUCACGUAAUGUAUAUUUUUAAUUCAAGAGUGUAAUAUUAUUAAAGAUCGCACAACGUUUGCUUUAUUGUAGACAAAGUGGAAUUCAGAUGCUUGAUUUUUACAUAUAACAACCAGAAAUAUUGCUCAUUUGAAAAGAUUAUAUGCUGCUUACAUUAUAUGCUGUGUGUACUAGAAGAAAUAAAGGCCAAUAUUAUUUUAAUACGAAUAAUGCAAUCAGUAUUUUGAAUCAUUUGAAUGUUUUUUAUGAAUAAACAUGAUAUUAUACAAACAUAAAAUAAAAUGAUAUAAACAUGUACGGUUAUAAAAACAUGGAGCUGUAAGAGUUUUUGCCGAACUGGAGGUGUCAGUAUAAACACCUUGGUAAUGGCAUACUAAUAUACUACUCUUAUUUCUGCCAUAGACUGCCAUAGCAGAAGUAGUAAGAGUAGUAUGUGAAGUGUGCAAUUGUGAAACACAGGUCACCAUUGUCAUAUUGUAAGUCUGGCCAAUUGUGAAAAAGCGGUGUUGUCAUCAGAGCUUGUGCAGCUUCUCUGGAACGACUGCAGAGGCUGCGCCAGCCGGCUGCUCUGGAAUUGCUCUCGGGGUACUUUGAUGGCAUACAUCACGGUGACGCGGCAGUGGUGGUGCCGUUUCAAGUCAGACAGAAUUUUUAACUGACAUGCACUGCUUCAAGUUCUCCGCCGAUCGGUCUGCACAGCGAUGCAUGAAGAUGAACACACCUAAAGGCAAACAUGAGGGCAAACAAGGGGCAAACAAGAUAACAUCACAACCAAUGACGAACUAGGACUGAUAACAAGAAAACACAGAACUAAUAAACUAGAUAAGACUAAUGAAUGAAAACCAAUCAAAAGACAAGACUAGGGUCACAUGACAACAAAUAAAUCACAUGACAAAACUCAUGACAUGAAACAAGAACAAGGAAGUAAACUAAACUUGCAAAAUAAAAGACAUGAAAUCAAAACAUGGACAAAAACUAUGGUGUAAUUUUUAUAUCACCAGAACUUGAAUUUGAAAA